Messenger RNA from Megachile rotundata (alfalfa leafcutting bee), 1654 nucleotides. RefSeq lists its product as uncharacterized. The record is from RefSeq and is a predicted model, not a curated record. NCBI's taxonomy places the organism in Eukaryota, Metazoa, Arthropoda, Insecta, Hymenoptera, Megachilidae.
AUGGGCCGAAUUCAAUCGGGUUCUUCGGAAUGGGCCGAAUUUAUUCGCGUCGAGUCGAAAUGUACCGAAUUCAAUCGCGUUGAGUCGAAUUAUACCGAAUUCAAUCGCGUCGAAUUAAAAUGUACCGAAUUCAAUCGCGUUGAGUCGAAUUAUACCGAAUUCAAUCGCGUCGAAUUAAAAUGUACCGAAUUCAAUCGCGUUGAGUCGAAUUAUACCGAAUUCAAUCGCGUCGAAUUAAAAUGUACCGAAUUCAAUCGCGUUGAGUCGAAUUAUACCGAAUUCAAUCGCGUCGAAUUAAAAUGUACCGAAUUCAAUCGCGUUGAGUCGAAUUAUACCGAAUUCAAUCGCGUCGAAUUAAAAUGUACCGAAUUCAAUCGCGUUGAGUCGAAUUAUACCGAAUUCAAUCGCGUCGAAUUAAAAUGUACCGAAUUCAAUCGCGUUGAGUCGAAUUAUACCGAAUUCAAUCGCGUCGAAUUAAAAUGUACCGAAUUCAAUCGCGUUGAGUCGAAUUAUACCGAAUUCAAUCGCGUCGAAUUAAAAUGUACCGAAUUCAAUCGCGUUGAGUCGAAUUAUACCGAAUUCAAUCGCGUCGAAUUAAAAUGUACCGAAUUCAAUCGCGUUGAGUCGAAUUAUACCGAAUUCAAUCGCGUCGAAUUAAAAUGUACCGAAUUCAAUCGCGUUGAGUCGAAUUAUACCGAAUUCAAUCGCGUCGAAUUAAAAUGUACCGAAUUCAAUCGCGUUGAGUCGAAUUAUACCGAAUUCAAUCGCGUCGAAUUAAAAUGUACCGAAUUCAAUCGCGUUGAGUCGAAUUAUACCGAAUUCAAUCGCGUCGAAUUAAAAUGUACCGAAUUCAAUCGCGUUGAGUCGAAUUAUACCGAAUUCAAUCGCGUUGAGUCGAAUUAUACCGAAUUCAAUCGCAUCGAAUUAAAAUGUACCGAAUUCAAUCGCGUCGAAUUAUAAUGUGUUGAAUUCAAUCGCGUCGAGUCAAAAUAUUGAAUUAAGUCAAGUCAAAUUACAAGAAAUCGAAUCGCCCCAACUUUAAUCGCAACCUCCCUUCACUCACAUAAUGCAUCCUACCUUCUUAGUAUUCAACGUGUGAACACAAACAUCAGUCAAAUUCAUUGCCAAUAAAAAUGAAUAAAAGUAAUAACAUAAAAUUAAUAUUUCAAACAAGUUAUAACAAAUGUUAAUAAGAAUUAAUGCAAUGAACUUGGCUAUAGUAAUAUUCUAAAAUCCAGGUUUUUUUGUACCAAAACAAAUGGCUCGUGAAAGAUUUAUAGCAUGCUGAAUCGCACGAGUAAAAGAACUCUACCGAGAGAAAUCAAUAUACUCGCACAAGUUUGUACGGCGUUGUUUCAAAACGGUUCCCCAAAGGAGAUUUCAAACGGUUUCUCCGUGAGAUAAUCGCCCCUAAAUCCUCACCAGGCUUGCCAUUAACUGCUGGUUUCCAGAAAUUAGGGGUUCUUUGGGGAACUCGAACAACCGACAAUUCUAACGUAAGAUCCUCUUGGUUCCUACAUUUCCAUAAACUUUGCUUGUAAAUCGAUUGUAAACCCACACAAAUGGUAUGUGUUUGGUAGAAAAAUAAACUGAAGAUUUUGGUUACUUUUUACAUUAUUUUCUUUUUUAUUUUAUGUUGACUCUAUUUUGUUCA